UCAUGUUUAAGGAACAAUUUCCAUGGCGAUUACCCAAAAAUGUGGUCUUCCUGAAGCAAUUUUCUCUACUUUUGUGGAGUUUCUGUGAUCACCAACUCCCCUUUCCAUAUUUUGCUUCUUUGUGCUGUGGCAACUGUUUGAGAAACCAUGGCCACUCAGGAGCAUGAGAUCUCGAAGGGAUGGCCAUUUGGGCUAGAGAUUAUGAAGGCAAGACUUCAAGUGCUGGAGAGCAGACAGCAGCAGACUGCUCCAGCAGCCGCAGAUCAACCUUACUCCAUUCAAGUGCGAUCAAUCAGUUUCUCCUCAUUCUCAUCCUCCAACCUUGACACUGAGUCCACAGCAUCGUUCUUCCAAGACCAUAGUGUGUCACUAGGCAAACUGAUUGGAUUUAAGGCCGGAGAAGGAAGAAGAAGCUUUUACUUCCCGAAUGGAUUCCAUUUUGAAGAGGGUAAUCAGAAAAUAUCAGUGAGAGGUGGAACAUUCUCCAAUAUGGGUAUGAAUACGACUGAACCACAUCAACAUGGAGUUCAUACAUCUGCUGGAAUUUGUAUUCCUCUUCUGCAUAAGAUGAGCCGAAGCAGAAGCAAACCAAGACACUAAUCAAUCUUCAGAUUCAGAAUAAAUAUUCAUGGCUUCUGCCAUAUCCUGUUUUCAGAAAUUUGUGAUUCAUUUCAUUGUUGCUUCUACAAGUUUUCCUUUGUAAGUGGCUGCUUGGCACCGUUUGGAAUAACAUAUUGUACUUGGCAUAA
Messenger RNA from Mangifera indica (mango), 749 nucleotides. RefSeq lists its product as uncharacterized. The record is from RefSeq and is a predicted model, not a curated record. Lineage: Eukaryota; Viridiplantae; Streptophyta; Magnoliopsida; Sapindales; Anacardiaceae. The transcript has 3 exons. The coding region runs from base 148 to 600 and encodes 150 amino acids.